CGUAGAUCGUAGCCGACCUCAUUCCUAUUCAUCUAAACGACGGAGAUCGCAGAGUCCCCCGACCUCCAGGUUUCCGUUUCACCACAAAUCCAUCAAACGUAGCACCUCUCGUCGCCGAUCGGCCUCGUCUCUGCAUCUACCACGUUGUGGAAGCUUCUCAACUCUCACCAAACUCUUCUCUCACAAAACCAACGAUCCUAAAGAGUUCUCCAGAUUGCUAGUAGGGCUAUGGCUAAGCGAAAGAAAAAGAAAUUGCGAAUGACUACCAAUGAGGGAGGUAUGACAAGAAAGAAGCAACACGUUCAAGCUGGUACUAGUAGCUCAAAUACAGGAACUUUUAAUGAAUCUAGAGAUGGAAACUCAGAAGGCAGAAUCUAUGAUUGCACUAUACAAGAUUCUCAUGGUAAUCGAAGGCGUGGAAAGACCAUUCUAGCAGAUGUGUGGAAUCUGCCUGAAGGGAACCGUAUUGUCAUUGAUGUCAAUAAAGAGAACCAACCCAUUGGAGAUGAAGGAGGUGUAUUAGGCUCUUUUUGUGGGACAAUUGCAAGGAAUGGAACGCUUUGCUCCUUAAGUUUUACAAGAUGGGAUCACUUGAAAAAAGGCAAUAAUCGAAACAACCAAGCCAUCAUACUAAAAGAAGUUCAGGAUCGGUUUCUUUAUCCUAAAUCACUUGACAAAUGGAUACUGAAAUCAAUUGGACAUAAAUGGAGGGACUACAAAUGCGUCUUGAAAGGAAAGUGGUAUGAUGAUGCUAAAAAUAUUACUAUAUUGCAUGAUAACUAUCCUGAAGAUGUAGAAAAGGAUCAAUGGAUUAGCCUUGUCAACUUUUGGAGGUCAGAUGAAGGACAGAAGAGAAGCAAAUCAAGUAAAGAAUCGCAUAAGAAAGCUAAGGUGAAGCCGAUUUCUACCACUGGUACUAAAAGUCAUGCCCGUGUUCGUGAAGAGAUGAAACAACGCUUAAACAAGAGCCCAACACGAACUCAGGUUUAUUUAGAAUGUCAUCAACAUGAAAAUGAAGCAGAAAUAACGAGUCAAAUUAGGAAUAUCGCUGCUGAAAUAGGUGAUGAAGAAGUGAGCUUAGAUGAUGAUCCCG
This is a messenger RNA of Cuscuta epithymum, 1093 nucleotides long. Lineage: Eukaryota; Viridiplantae; Streptophyta; Magnoliopsida; Solanales; Convolvulaceae. The record is from the annotation of a GenBank genome assembly.